Molecule: messenger RNA, 30925 nt
Organism: Coregonus sp. 'balchen'
Lineage: Eukaryota; Metazoa; Chordata; Actinopteri; Salmoniformes; Salmonidae
Source: the annotation of a GenBank genome assembly
GAGACACAGCGGGAGCUGCAGUUUAGUAACACGUUCUGUCAACUAUGUGAGAAGAAUGGGGGGUCAGGCAGGUGAAGCCACCAGGGAUUCAAACACUCCUGUACCACUGUUCUCCUUGGUAAAGUACUUCACUUCACUUGGUUUUAGCAACAUCCUGUUUUACGAUGCCCACGCCCACGGAUGAUUCCAUUGAUGACUAAAAACUAAUCAAGCUAGUUAACUUAAAUCCAUGCUUUGAUGAUUUAAGUGGGCGGGAAAACAACUCUCUAAUAUUAUAUGGAGCUGAGUGACCGACCCAGACUUCCAAGAGAAGAAAAAAAUUGACAGAUUUAUUAUUGUUAUGAAUUUCUUUAAGGAUAUGGAAUGUUACGGGUGCUUUAGCAGUCCAACAGUUUUUCCACAUUUUAGACAGUUAGUUAUGAUGGCCACACAAAGCCAAGCCUGAUCUCUGGCUGUGACUGGGGAGUUUCCAGAGCUUCACAGUCAGCACCAGAUGAAUAGCUUACUUGUGUACUGUGGUUCUGCAUAAACGUUUGCCCACCCCCUUUUUCUAUCUUAAUGCAAAAUAUCCCUCACUCUCUGGGUGUAGAUGUUAUCGCGUCAUAACAAGUGUGAGGCGUACACAGCGUGUGUAGUCAGUCAAUGCCUCAUGUUUGAAUUAAGACCAAUUGCUCUUCCCCAAACCAAAAUAGAAACAUGCCUAAUGCUAUUAUAUAUAUUCUGACCAGAAAUCAAAGGAGAAAGGCUAAGGAAAGCUUUUGUCAAUAUGAUGCAUAUACCGUAACUAUGUUGUUGGAACUUUUGGGGCCAUCCAUGUCCUUUCUUGUCAGGGACAUAUUUUAUGCUGUGUGUCAUGUCCUCUGACUCAGGCCAUACAAUUUGUGGCCACAAGCUUCUCCCAAGACGCCAGGAUCGUGAUUAGAUAUUAAUAGGAAAUUCAACUGAAUGCGGCAUGUCAGUUUGUCCAGAAAAUCAUGACUCCGAUACGUUCUCCCGAGUCUAAAUAUGCAGCUGUGAAUUACAAUCAAUCUGACCUCGUUAUGAAGACAAUGUGCGCGUCCCAAAUGAUACCCUAUUCCCUAUACAGUGCACUACUUUUGACCAGAGCCCUAUUCAACAUGGCGCCAUUUGGGACACACAAAACAAGCGUCUGGACUUCGGCGCAUUAAUUACGGUCAAGAGGAAUAUUGUUCAGAGAGCGUGACCGACCCUAUUGGACUACUCUGCAUGGCGACAGUGCCAAUAUCACGUCUGGUUCUCUCAACAGACGGCCAAGACCAGAAACAGAACCAACUCUGUCCAUAUUUUUGAUUUGUCUGUUUACUUAAUAAAGCACAAAGAAGGUCACAGCUUUGGCUCUUUGUUCAGGUCUGGGUGCCAGAGAGCGUCUCUCUCCACGUUAUGAAGCCUUCCAAGGCUGUUACUACUAUGGUGCUGAUCUAAAUGACCCCUGAAUCUAAACAAACUAACAACAUGAAUAACGGCUCCGUUCAGCGAUGAAAUGUAGACUAAAUGAAUAAAAACAUGAAGAAGAACUCACUGGCAGGCAACUUUGGAUGACAUCGUCUGUUUCUUGUUGGACGAUAUUAACGGGCGUGUAAGAGGUCUCGUACGGUGAUAAAUUGCCAUGUACGGAAUAACGUCCUGGGAUACUACAAACGAUCCUGAUUACCAUGGCUAUAUUUCACCUAUAACCACAUCAUUUCAACCUGAUUACCAUGGUUAUAUUUCACCUUUAACCACAUCAUUUCAACCUGAUUACCAUGGCUAUAUUUCACCUUUCUUUAACCACAUCAUUUCAACCUGAUUACCAUGGCUAUAUUUCACCUUUAACCACAUCAUUUCAACCUGAUUACCAUGGCUAUAUUUCACCUAUAACCACAUAAUUUCAACCUGAUUACCAUGGCUAUAUUUCACCUUUAACCACAUCAUUUCAACCUGAUUACCAUGGCUAUAUUUCACCUAUAACCGCAUAAUUUCAACCUGAUUACCAUGGUUAUAUUUCACCUAUAACCACUUCAUUUCAACAAUAUUUUUGUAAUAUUUUUUAUGGGAUGUACAGUGCCCCUUGACUUAUUCCACAUUUUGUUGUGUUACAGCCUGAAUUCAAAAUGGAUUAAGUAUAUAUUUUUUCUACACACAAUACCCCAUAGUGACAAGUGAAAACAUGUUUUUAAAUAUAUUUAACAUAUAACCACAUCAUUUCAACCUGAUUACAAUGGCUAUAUUUAACCUAAGUGCGAUGAUGAAACUGGCUCUCAUGAGGACUGCCACAGGAAAGGAAGACCCAGAGUUACCUCUGCUGCAGAAGAUACGUUCAUUAGAGUUACCAGCAUCAGAAAUUGCAGCCCAAAUAAAUGCUUCACAGAGUUCAAGUGACAGACACAUCUCAACAUCAACUGUUCAGAGGAGACUGUGUGAAUCAGGCCUUCAUGGUCAAAUUGCUGCAAAGAAACCACUACUAAAGGACACCAAUAAGAAGAAGAGACCUGCUUGGGCAAAGAAACACGAGUAAUGGACAUUAGACCGGUGGAAAUGUGUCCUUUAGUCUGGAGUCCAAAUUGGAGAUUUUUGGUUCCAACCGCCGUGUCUUUGUGAGAUGCGGUGUGGGUGAACGGAUGAUCUCUGCAUGUGUAUUUCCCACCGUAAAGCAUGGAGGAGGAGGUGUUAUGGUGUGGGGGUGCUUUGUUGGUGACACUGUCUGUGAUUUAUUUAGAAUUCAAGGCACACUUAACCAGCAUGGCUACCACAGCAUUCUGCAGCGAUAUGCCAUCCCAUCUGGUUUGGGCUUAGUGGGACUAUCAUAUGUUUUUCAACAGGACAAUGACCCAACACACCUCCAGGCUGUGUAAGGGCUAUUUGACCAAGAAGGUGAGGGAUGGAGUGCUGCAUCAGAUGAUCUGGCCUCCAUAAUCCUCCGACCUCAACCCAAUUGAGAUGGUUUGGGAUGAGUCGGACCGCAGAGUGAAGGAAAAGCAGCCAACAAGUGCUCAGCAUAUGUGGGAACUCCUUCAAGACUGUUGGAAAAGCAUUCCAGGUGAAGCUGGUUGAGAGAAUGCCAAGAGUGUGCAAAGCUGUCAUCAAGGCAAACAGUGGCUAAAAUAUAUUUUAAUUUGUUUAACACUUUUUUGCUUACUACAUGAUUCCAUAUUGGUUAUUUCAUAGUUUUGAUGUCUUCACUAUUAUUCUACAAUGUAGAAAAUAGUAAAAAUAAAGAAAAACCCUUGAAUGAGUAGGUGUGUCCAAACUUUUGACUGUACUCCUGAGUGGUGCAGUGGUCUAAGGCACUGCAUCGCAGUGCUAACUGUGCCACUAGAGAUCCUGGUUCAAAUCCAGGUUCUGUCGCAGCUGGCCUUGACCGGGAGACUCAUGGGCGGCGCACAAUUGGCCCAGCGUCGUCCAGGGUAGGGGAGGGAAUGGCCGGCAGGGAUGUAGCUCAGUUGAUAGAGCAUGGUGUUUGCAACGCCAGGGUUGUGGGUUCGAUUCCCACAGGGGGCCAGUAUAAAAAAAAUAUGUAAGUCGCUCUGGAUAAGAGCGUCUGCUAAAUGACGUAAAUGUAAAAUGGUAGUGUAUGUAAAUGGGAUAUUUCAUUUUAAAUAAAUGUUUUCACUUUAUCAUUAUGGUGUAUUGUGUGUAGAUGGGUGAGAUGUAAUUCUUUAUUUAAUCAAUUUUGAAUUCAGGCUGUAACACAACAAGACGUGGAAUAAGUCAAGGGGUAUGAAUACUUUCUGAAGACACUAUAACCCUGAUUACCAUGGUUAUAUUUCACCUAUAACCACAUCAUUUCAACCAUAUUUUUAAAAUGUUUUUAACGGGAUGUAACCAGUGUUUUCCUUUCCCAGAAGUGUGCAAACGCAAAGAUCCCUAAAGUGCAAUGAUGUUACGGCACUUAUGUAAUCAAGAUGAAGAUCAUCCGGGAAUCUGACUUUGUUGACAGCACGGCAACCAACCGUGUUUUGACACAACAUGGUUUUGACACAAACCAGUGAAGUCAACCGCUCCUCUCCGAUAAGCUGCGAAAUCCCAAUCAAUCACCUGCUGUGGUGUUGCGUUCAGGGUCACCAGCGGUCUGCCCAAAUGGCACCCUAUUCCCUAUAUAUAUAUAUAUAUAUAUGGGCCCUGGUCAAAAGUAGUGCACUAUAAAAGGGAACAGGGUACAGUUUGGGAUGUAACCCAGAUCAUGUGUUUCUAUGGUUCCCCCUGGGAGGAAUCUGUUAGCAGUCUGCUGUCACUGCUCUCCGCCGCCCUGCAAUCAAUCCAUAUAGGCUGAUCAUUCAUCUCUAGUCUCCCUGCAUGACUCUACCAGGCAUUAGGUUACAGCCAAAGCCAUAUGGCACAGUUUAACACUGAUUUAUUUCAUUUCGAAUUUGUUUACAAGUUGGAGAAAGUUUUACCACCUACAGUGAGGGAAAAAAGUAUUUGAUCCCCUGCUGAUUUUGUACGUUUGCCCACUGACAAAGAAAUUAUCAGUCUAUCAUUUUAAUGGUAGGUUUAUUUGAACAGUGAGAGACAGAAUAACAACAACAAAUAUCCAGAAAAACGCAUGUCAAAAAUGUCAUAAAUUGAUUUGCAUUUUAAUGUGGGAAAUAAGUAUUUGACACCUCUGCAAAACAUGACUUAGUACUUGGUGGCAAAACCCUUGUUGGCAAUCACAGAGGUCAGACGUUUCUUGUAGUUGGCCACCAGGUUUGCACACAUCUCAGGAGGGAUUUUGUCCCACUCCUCUUUGCAGAUCUUCUCCAAGUCAUUAAGGUUACGAGGCUGACGUUUGGCAACUCGAACUUUCAGCUCCCUCCACAGAUUUUCUAUGGGAUUAAGGUCUGGAGACUGGCUAGGCCACUCCAGGACCUUAAUGUGCUUCUUCUUGAGCCUCUCCUUUGUUGCCUUGGUCGUGUGUUUUGGGUCAUUGUCAUGCUGGAAUACCCAUCCACGACCCAUUUUCAAUGCCCUGGCUGAGGGAAGGAGGUUCUCACCCAAGAUUUGACGGUACAUGGCCCCAUCCAUCGUCCCUUUGAUGCAGUGAAGUUGUCCUGUCCCCUUAGCAGAAAAACACCCCCAAAGCAUAAUGUUUCCACCUCCAUGUUUGACGGUGGGGAUGGUGUUCUUGGGGUCAUAGGCAGCAUUCCUCCUCCUCCAAACACGGCGAGUUGAGUUGAUGCCAAAGAGCUCCAUUUUGGUCUCAUCUGACCACAACACUUUCACCCAGUUCUCCUCUGAAUCAUUCAGAUGUUCAUUGGCAAACUUCAGACGGGCAUGUAUAUGUGCUUUCUUGAGCAGGGGGACCUUGCGGGCGCUGCAGGAUUUCAGUCCUUCACGGCGUAGUGUGUUACCAAUUGUUUUCUUGGUGACUAUGGUCAUCUGGAUCUGAUUGAUUGAUUGCUUCUGUGGACAGGUGUCUUUUAUACAGGUAACAAGCUGAGAUUAGGAGCACUCCCUUUAAGAGUGUGCUCCUAAUCUCAGCUUGUUACCUGUAUAAAAGACACCUGGGAGCCAGAAAUCUUUCUGAUUGAGAGGGGGUCAAAUACUUAUUUCCCUCAUUAAAAUGCAAAUCAAUUUAUAACAUUUUUGACAUGCGUUUUUCUGGAUUUUUUUGUUUUUAUUCUGUCUCUCACUGUUCAAAUAAACCUACCAUUAAAAUUAUAGACUGAUCAUUUCUUUGUCAGUGGGCAAACGUACAAAAUCAGCAGGGGAUCAAAUACUUUUUUCCCCUCACUGUAGGUAUGUAACAUACUGUAUGAAGGAGAAUUGUAUAGGAGAUUCAUUUAUUCUACUACGGGCUGGGAACAUUUCCCCACCUAUUUAACAUAUGAAGGAGAACUGUAUAGGAGAACGCUUUUGGACAACUGCUGUGUUUCACUUACAGCCUGGGUCUAUAUUUCAUAUAUGCUCUGAAACCACACCACCAAGGUAUAGUUUAAUAAAGGCCCUGAAAUGGUUAAUAAAGGCCCUGAAACCACACAUAAAGGAAGGGUUUAAUAAAGGCCCUGAAACCACACAGCAAGGUAUAAUUGGUUUCGUAAAGUCAGGCUCUUCCUAACUCUGGACCAGUCUGCUAGCAGCUCCAACUUCUGUCUGUAGUCUGUAGUCAUUUCAUAAAUCAUAGACCACAAAUUAAAUAUUGUGUGUGAUUUAUGCAACCAGGCAAAAGCAUGAAAGUACAAAAUCUCUGUCUUGAAUGUUUGACUUAAAGCAAUGUUCGUAACAGUUUUUCAACCUGAGAAAAUAACUUUCAGAACCACUUUUAUUCAGACCAUUAUUCUUCAAAAACAAUUUUAGUGGACCCUGUGAUAUUGUCAGUUAAUGUAUUAUUGCAACUCUGAUUCUCAACACUCUCAAAAUUCGUAUCUUACUCAUCAGCAUGACAUGACUGACAGCUAACUUUCCCCUCUCCUCUGUGAGUGUGAAACAGAGUGCCACCAACUGGUUGUGGUCUCCGGAAGAGGUGCCGGUUAAAUAUCAGUACAAUCGUCCCGGCACCUGUGUUAGAAGGCGUCGCAAUGACCAGUAGUAAUGACCUCUGUUAGAAAGCUUGGUAAUGACCAGUAGUAAUGACCUGUUAGAAGGCCUGGUAAUGACCAGUAGUAAUGACCUCUGUUAGAAGGCCUGGUAAUGACCAGUAGUAAUGACCUCUGUUAGAAGGCUUGGCAAUGACCAGUAGUAAUGACCUCUGUUAGAAGGCCUGGUAAUGACCAGUAGUAAUGACCUGUUAGAAGGCCUGGUAAUGACCAGUAGUAAUGACCUCUGUUAGAAGGCGUGGUAAUGACCAGUAGUAAUGACCUCUGUUAGAAGGCCUGGUAAUGACCAGUAGUAAUGACCUGUUAGAAGGCCUGGUAAUGACCAGUAGUAAUGACCUGUUAGAAGGCCUGGUAAUGACCAGUAGUAAUGACCUCUGUUAGAAGGCCUGGUAAUGACCAGUAGUAAUGACCUCUGUUAGAAGGUGUGGUGAUGACCAGUAGUAAUGACCUCUGUUAGAAGGCGUCGCAAUGACCAGUAGUAAUGACCUGUGUUAGAAGGCCUGGUAAUGACCAGUAGUAAUGACCUCUGUUAGAAGGCUUGGUAAUGACCAGUAGUAAUGACCUCUGUUAGAAGGCCUGGUAAUGACCAGUAGUAAUGACCUCUGUUAGAAGGCCUGGUAAUGACCAGUAGUAAUGACCUCUGUUAGAAGGCCUGGUAAUGACCAGUAGUAAUGACCUCUGUUAGAAGGCCUGGUAAUGACCAGUAGUAAUGACCUCUGUUAGAAGGCCUGGUAAUGACCAGUAGGAGACAGAUGUACAGAACACGCUUUACUGCAGGCUCAAGACAGGCACACACACACACACAGCAAACAGGAAGUAGAAGGGAACUAGUGGAAGUGAAUAGUGGUUUUAUUUACAAGGACACAAAUCAAAUCAAAUCAUCAGAUCAAAUGUUAUUGGUCACAUACACAUAUUUAGCAGAUGUUAUAGUGAAAUGCUUGUGUUCCUAGCUCCAACAGUGCAGUAAUAUCUAUCAAUUCACAACAAUACACACAAAUCUAAAAGGGUACAAGAAAUAUUAGGAUGAGCAAUGUCGCAUACUAUUAAACAUUCUUUUUUUUCUGCAUACUCAAAUGGCCUACUAUAUAGAAUGCAAGUAUGUCUCCUGAGUGGCGCAGUGGUCUAAGGCACUGCAUCGCAGUGCUAACUGUGCCACUAGAGAUCCUGGUUCGAAUCCAGGCUCUGUCGCAGCCGGCCGCGACCGGGAGACUCAUGGGCGGCGCACAAUUCGUCCAGGGUAGGGGAGGGAAUGGCCGGCAGGGAUGUAGCUCAGUUGAUAGAGCAUGGUGUUUGCAAUGCCAGGGUUGUGGGUUUGAUUCCCACGGGGGGCCAGUAUAAAAAAAAAAUAUAUAUUCACAAGUCGCUCUGGAUAAGAGCGUCUGCUAAAUGACUGUAAUGUAAAAUUAUUUGGACUUGACUGUGAUGGGCUUUACUACAGAGUGAGUUUACACAAAGGUGAGUCCUGGCCAUAAAAGACGGAUGAAUGACGUCUACUCAUUCGUUAAUGUUGCUUCCAUGCUAAAUCUAACCCCCUGUUGUCAAAGGCCCUCAGUCUUAGGCUUGUGUCCUAAACGGCACCCUAUUCCCUAUAGGCUAGUGUACUACUUUUGACCAGAGCCAUGUGAGGCUUAGGUCAAAUGUAGUGCACUAAAUGGGGGGAAUAGGGUGCUGUUUGGGACACAGAUUUUACGGCUUCAGGAGUCCUACCACUCAAGAGCUUGAUGGGCUGUGUCUGGUGGAAUGUAGCGGUCAAUCUCCAUGGGCACAGCUUGUUACUGCCAGACAGACACAGAGGGGAGCGGGCACUAUCCCGGGGAAGUACUGGUGUUUCACAAUGUGUUCGAGGGUAGGUGGGGAAUUUUCUUAGCUUAAUUCGGUCGGUCACGAUGGCGGCUCUUCAUUAAAAGACAAUCAGAGAUUUCCCCUCCCUGGCUUUUUAUUCUCAGUCAAUUCCCUUGAACCACACAUAUGUCCCACUAAACAAGGCCGUCGUGACUGCACACUAAAACCAAAUUGCUUGACUGGAAUAGCGAAUAAACUUCACAGAACAGAUACAUCCUCUCUCAGAAAAAGAAACACCUUCUUUGUCAAUUCCCUUGGACCGCAUUUACGUAUGCUGCUAAAUCAAGGCCACCAUGCCCAUAACUGCACUAAAACUAAAUUGUCCGACUGGAAGGAACAUAAGCUUUCUCAGAAAAAAACACCUUUGUUUUCGUAACCGAGCGUUUUCGUAACCGAGUCCUGAUAAACGGAGCAGGACCAGACCUACUCUUCAGUGUUCACCAUGACAUUUGAAGAGAUCUGUGCUUUUAACACCCUCCUGAGUCAUAUUGCUGUCACAAUCGUCAAAAACGAGUGGACCAAGGCGCAGCGUGGUAGGCGUACAUCUUUAAUGGAGUACUUAAUACAAUGCAACAAAACAACAAAAACGAUACGUGAAGUCUACGGUCAAUAACACAAACCUACACAGAACAAGAUCCCACAAUACACUGUGCCAAACAGGCUGCCUAAGUAUGGUUCCCCAAUCAGAGACAACAAGCAACAGCUGAUUCUCGUUGCCUCUGAUUGAGAACCACCCCGGCCAACAUAGAUACACAUGAACUAGAUCCUAACAUAGAAACACAAACACAUAGAAUCUACACACCCUGGCUCAACAUAUAAGAGUCCCAGAGCCAGGGCGUGACAAUUGCUUGGCUGUUGCUUCUGAAAUAGUUCUGCUAAUCCCACAUUUCAUCGACAGUGAGGAAAAUACGUAAUGGUGGGCAAGCCUAAAUCCUAAAGCUUGGGAGUUAACACUGGCACAUCAUCAGAUAUUGUCUGUAUCGGAGGCCAUUGAAAAUAUUACCACAUCUCUAAAUAAAAUCAUUGUGUGUCAGUGAAAUCCCUUUUUAUUUGUAUUGUAUUGCUUAAUUUAGGAUUUUGGCAACAACAGAAACGAUUAAAAACCCAGUCUUUGCAUAGUGAUGUAGUAAGUGCUGGCAUACCAGUGCAUAAGCACAGCCUCUCAGUGAAACAAUUGAGUGCUGCUUUGUCAAACCCUAACCCUAAUCCUCCUAGCACACAAUAAAAAAUAAAAAACACUUAAUUGCAGCUCAGCUACAUUUACAUUGUAGUCAUUUAGCAGACGCUCUUAUCCAGAGCGACUUACAGUUAGUGAGUGCAUAAUUAUUUUUAUUUUUUUCAUACUGGCCCCCCCAUGGGAAUCGAACCCACAACCCUGGCGUUGCAAGUACCAUGCUCUACCAACUGAUCUACAUGGGGGGCUGAGGUAGACCUAAAGGAAGCACAUAACCCACACAACAGUUGGUAUAAACUGUGUUCCCCACAAGAAUAUGAGUGUCUUGUGGACUGGAAAAAGACAGUCGUGUUUCAGCAGUGAUGUCAUCAACACCAAUGUCCAAUGAGAGGUGAUGGAUCGGAGCAGAACCAAAAGUGUGACAGGAAGUCCUAUAUUUAAGACACACAGCAAGGCCGCAGCCCAAAUGGCACCCUAGUCCCUAUAAAGUACUGUUGACCAGGACCCAUAGGGCUCUGUUCAAAAGUAGUGCGCUAUAUAGGGAAAAUGGAGUGCCAUUGGCUCCAAACCGACUGACACAACUGAGGAUAACACAGAAUCCCUCUUGAUCCAUACGAUUGGUCGUUAAAACACGGUGGCACGUUCAGCGGGCCAACAACAAGCCCAGCUGAAAAGGGGUCAAGUCGUCACAGGUCCAACAGUACAUGGUGAAGCAUGUCAUAACGGUGUCAAGUAGCUAAGUUGUCCCAACUUGACACCAGUUGUUAUGACUGGCUGGGAUCUAUUACGUCAUGCUCAUGACAGCUUUAUGAUACAUGGUUAAUGGACAUAGUAGAGUAGGGCCAUAUAACCACCAGCCAUUGACAACGCAGCCACAAAGACAUGUUAUCUCUGCUCAUUUGAAUAGCUGGUUACCCUUUGAUGAUAUUUGACAUUUAGCUCACUAGAACAUCUGCAUAAAAAAACUAAUAAGGUACAAUUUGUUUACAGGAUUCACGGAAUGAAUAUUAUAUAUAAUAUAACAUUUGGAAUAUGACAACAUUGAGAUGCUAUAUUCCAUGCACACACACACACACACACACACACACACACACACAAGAAGUCUGACCACAAUAGUACAUUUCUCUCUAAUAUCCCAACUCUUCUUGACAGAGAAACAUGAAAACAUUUCUCUGAAAGUGAAAUCAUAAAACCAGUGAAAGUGUGCAUGUGGUCAUCAUCAUGUUGCAUGGCUCCCAGCUCUCCAAUAGCUGAGAGAUCAGUUGCAUGGAUUUCCCACAACAGUCAUUAAAGAAAACCAACCUUGCAAUGCAGUCGGUCAGUCAUUGUUCCUGUAAAUAAUCAGUGGCACAGCGUUGCUCACCAACAACGUAAACAUCCUCGGUCCAGGAGUGUGAAUCACACUAAAUGAAAGGGCUUCCAUUGAACCCCAUGUCAACAAUUAGCCCUCAUGGUAAUAAGUCUGUCAGUACUAUUUAUACUGAUGUAGCAGGACUGAUGAUGGGUGCAGAGGGAAGAGGCCCCGGAGAGGAAAUAUUUUAAGAGAGCGAGACAGAUAGAGAGCCCAUAUACAGUAUGCCAAUAUAGGCCCUUUGAAUUGAAUUGAAUUGAAUUGAGAAAUAGAGCAGAAAGAAAGAGAGGGAGGGAGGGAGGGAGGGAGGGAAGAAGUGAGGGAGAGCGGGAGAGAGGAAGUGAGGGAGAGAGAGUGUCACACCCUGGCUCUGGGACUCUAUAUGUUGAGCCAGGGUGUGUUCAUUCUUUGUGUUAUAUUUCUAUGUUGGGGGUUCUAGUUCUUCUGUUUCUUUGUUGGCCUGAGUGACUCCCAAUCAGAGGCAACGAGUGUCAGCUGUGGCUGGUUGUCUCUGAUUGGGAGCCAUAUUUAAACUGUCUGUUUUCCCUUGGUGUUUGUGGGUUUUUGUUCCAGUUGGUCUUUGUUACCUAGGACGUUACGAGUCGUUUUGUUGUUUUGUAUCGUGUGUGCACUUUAACUAAUUAAAGUAUGUUCGCUCAACACGCUGCGCCUUGGUCCUCCUCUAUUAACGACGAUCGUGACAGAAAAACCCACCAUACCAGGACCAAGCAGCGUGUCCAGGAGCAGGCAGCCUGGACGUGGGAGCAGAUUUUGGACGGACAGGGGUCCUGGACCUGGGAGGAAAUCCUGGCCGGGAUGGAUCGCCGGCCAUGGAGUGAGACUGUAGAGAGGCGACGGAGAGAGGAGCAACGGCGUGAUCAGGGUCGUCGUCGGACGGUCGAGAGGCAACCCCAAAUAAUUUUUAGGGGGGGGCACAGGGCAUGGACGACGGGGCUGACGGAGGCAGAAAAGGGGCGUAUUCAAAAGGCCACCAGGUUACGGGGGUCACUGGUAAAGGAAGGUUUAGAGGCACGGCGAGAGGUACUGGGAUGUGUUACCAGUCCGGUCCGGCCCGUUCCAGAUCCCGGGGUAGAGCCAGUGGUGUGUGUCCCCAGUACGGUCCGGCCUGUUACGGCCCCUCGCACCAAAUGGACGGUGCGCGUCGCCAGCCCGGUCCGGCCUGUUCCUGCCUCUCGCACCAAGCCUACGGUGUGCGUCGCCAGCCCGGUCCGGCCUGGCCCUGCUCCACGCACCAAGCCUACGGUGUGCGUCGCCAGCCCGGUCCGGCCUGUCCCUGCUCCACGCACCAAGCCUACGGUGUGCGUCGCCAGCCCGGUCCGGCCUGUCCCUGCUCCACGCACCAAGCCUACGGUGUGCGUCGCCAGCCCGGUCCGGCCUGUCCCUGCUCCACGCACCAAGCCUACGGUGUGCGUCGCCAGCCCGGUCCGGCCUGUCCCUGCUCCUCGCACCAAGCCUACGGUGUGCGUCGCCAGCCCGGUCCGGCCUGUCCCUGCUCCUCGCACCAAGCCUACGGUGUGCGUCGCCAGCCCGGUCCGGCCUGUUCCUACUCCACGCACCAAGCCAGGGGUGCGCAUCGUCAGCCCGGCCCGGCUGGUUCCUGCCACUCGCACCACGUCUACGGUGCGCGUCGCCAGCCCGGCCCGGCCUGUUCCUGCCACUCGCACCAAGCCAGGGGUGCGAGUCGUCAGCCCGGUUCGGCCCGUUCCUACUCCACGCACCAAGCCAGGGGUGCAAGUCGUCAGCCCGGUUCGGCCCGUUCCGGCUCCACGCACCAAGCCAGGGGUGCGCGUCGUCAGUCCAACACAACCCGUGCCUGGGUCACCGGUGCCUGGUAAGGUACCGGUCAACGGCUCCACUACGGAGCUGAAGCUAACCGCUCCUGCUACGUCCAGUUCAGCUCCAGCCAGCGGGGCCAGACCGGACCAGGGGCGCUAUGGGGGGUUUAUUGGAGGGUGGUGGGCAAGGCCGGAGCCAGAACCGCCGCCGAGGAGGUAUGCCCACCCAGCCCUCCCCUGUUUUGUUCUAGUGGAGGCGCGGUCGCAGUCCGCCUUUAGGGGGGGGGUACUGUCACACCCUGGCUCUGGGACUCUAUAUGUUGAGCCAGGGUGUGUUCAUUCUUUGUGUUAUAUUUCUAUGUUGGGGGUUCUAGUUCUUCUGUUUCUUUGUUGGCCUGAGUGACUCCCAAUCAGAGGCAACGAGUGUCAGCUGUGGCUGGUUGUCUCUGAUUGGGAGCCAUAUUUAAACUGUCUGUUUUCCCUUGGUGUUUGUGGGUUUUUGUUCCAGUUGGUCUUUGUUACCUAGGACGUUACGAGUCGUUUUGUUGUUUUGUAUCGUGUGUGCACUUUAACUAAUUAAAGUAUGUUCGCUCAACACGCUGCGCCUUGGUCCUCCUCUAUUAACGACGAUCGUGACAGAGAGAGGGAGAGAGAGAGGAAGUGAGAGAGGGAGAGAGGGAGACAGGAAGUGAGGGAGAGAGGGAGUGAGAGAGAAAAAGGAAUACUGAAGAGAGAACAAGAGUGCCAUACCCUGAUUAGGGUUUAAUCAAAUCAAAUCAAAUAUUAUUGGUUACAUACACAUAUUUAGCAGAUGUUAUUGCGGGUGUAGUGAAAUGCUUGUGUUCCCUGCUCCAAUAGUGUCUUUCUACAUCAUGUCUUUUUACAGAUUAGAGGCUCUUGGAAAGAAAAUAUGCUCCCUCCUCCCCUUUAAAGUUUGAGAUCCCUGGCGUCCCUCCUCCCCUUUAAAGAUUAGAGCACCCUGGCCUCCCUCCUCCCCUUUAAAGAUUAGAGGCCCCUGUCCUCCCUCCCCCCCUUUAAAGAUUAGAGGCCCCUGUCCUCCCUCCCCCCCUUUAAAGAUUAGAGGCCCCUGUCCUCUCUCCCCCCCUUUAAAGAUUAGAGGCCCCUGUCCUCUCUCCCCCAUCUAAAGAUUAGAGGCCCCUGUCCUCUCUCCCCCCUCUAAAGAUUAGAGGCCCCUGUCCUCUCUCCCCCCUCUAAAGAUUAGAGGCCCCUGUCCUCUCUCCCCCCUCUAAAGAUUAGAGACCCUGUCCUCUCUCCCCCCUCUAAAGAUUAGAGGCCCCUGUCCUCUCUCCCCCCUCUAAAGAUUAGAGGCCCCUGUCCUCUCUCCAUCCCUCUAAAGAUUAGGAGGGGCAACUCCACAACUCAUUUCAUAUUGAUGAAGAGCUAAAAGUACUGGAGGAAACACACAUUUAUGAGGAAACGGCUCUAGCCAAGACAUGUGGUUCUGUGCAGACAGCUUUUCCUCUCAGAGGGAAUUCCACUCCUCCAAACCCCGCUGUAAUCAAUGCAUUUUUCAUCACAUGGUGUCAAACGAGGUGGACGCAAUUAUGGGAGAAUGUCUCGGGGGAAACAGGGGUUUGGGGUUGAUCAUGGCACCGUCUCAAAUAGCAUCCUACUCCCUAUGUGGCCUGGUCAAAAGCAGUGCACUAUAAAUGGAAUAGGGUGCAUCUUGGGACGCAGCCUUGUCGUUGGUCACGCCUGCAGGGAUGAGCUGCUGGAACACACAGACACACCACUCCUCCUCCCACUCCAACUGCCGUGUCUGUCUCUGUGGUCAACAGGGUGGAGAGGAGGAGAGAGGAGGGGAGGGGAGGGGAGGGGAGAGGAGAGGAGAGGAGAGGAGAGGAGAGGAGAGGAGAGGAGAGGAGAGGAGAGGAGGAGGAGUGGAGAGGAGAGGAGAGGAGAGGAGAGGAGAGGAGAGGAGAGGAGCGGAGAGGAGAGGAGAGGAGAGGAGAGGAGAGGAGAGGAGAGGAGUGGAGAGGAGAGGAGAGGAGUGGAGAGGAGAGGAGAGGAGAGGAGAGGAGAGGAGAGGAGAGGAGAGGAGAGGAGAGGAGAGGAGAGGAGAGGAGAGGAGAGGAGAGGAGAGGAGAGGAGAGGAGAGGAGGUAUUCCCUUGGUAUUGAUAAGACCUUCACACCCUCUGAUUCAAGCAGUGUUGAUACUAUAGUGACUAGAACAUUGUAACCUUUCCAUCUGUAUGACAAGACCUAAUGACGACCUGCAGAUUGAACUGGCAUGUAGAUCAGAUGUUUUAUGGAACAUAAUUUUUUCAGUUCACUAACAAUUCUCUCAUUCAACUUAAAGAUGUUCCUGCUUCCCCUUUACCAGGACUCACAACAUCAUACUGUCAGAGACACUCCUAAUGGACACUACAUAAACUACAUACUGUCAGAGACACUCCUAAUGGACACUACAUAAACUACAUACUGUCAGAGACACUCUUAAUGGACACUACAUAAACUACAUACUGUCAGAGACACUCCCAAUGGACACUACAUAAACUACAUACUGUCAGAGACACUCCUAAUGGACACUACAUAAACUACAUAAUGUCAGAGACACUCCUAAUGGACACUACAUCAACUACAUAAUGUCAGAGACACUCCUAAUGGACACUACAUCAACUACAUACUGUCAGAGACACUCCUAAUGGACACUACAUAAACUACAUACUGUCAGAGACACUCCUAAUGGACACUACAUAAACUAAGACACAAUCAAAAACAGUAGUGACAAUACAUUGAUAUAACAUCAUCCUGGGGCAAAUACAACAUUGCAAAGAGUCACUCAUUUGUUCACUCAAAUUCCAGAUACAAGAGAGUGAGAAAGAAUGUGUCACCCUACCUACUCUGGCUAAUUACCUACCCUGGAUAAUGUUGUCUGACAGCAUGACAGUGAAGUGAUAAGGUUUGGUAAACAAAGAUAGAACACAGCUCUGCCUCUAAAUAUACUGUAUGGUCCUAGUGCUGUACUGAAUCCUCAUACUGAGAACAUGGAACAUCCCAACGACUUCAGCAAGGGGCUACUGCUGCUCUCUGUUCUUUCAACCAUCUUCAAUUCUCUCAAUGCUGUCGAAUUCUGUUCCAACACUAUUCUACCGGGAUCUAAAGGUGAUGUUUUGAAUCUUCCAUCUUCGGGCUUUCUAAAGGAUUUUUAGAACUAUCUAGUGUUUCUCUGCAGUACAGCAAUCUUUCUGAUUUCAUGGUAGCGCUUGGGAAUAGUUAGGGCCGAAAACAUUUGUAAACCUCAUCAUAGAUAUUGCCAUUUAAUAGAUAUGUUAUGCAAAUUCAAAUCAUUUAAAAUGUAAAGCAAACAAAUGAUGAUCUAAAGACUGUCUGCAGCAUGUUAAACCAGGUGGUUAAUGGAGAUAGCGUGAUCUGUCUGCACCAUGUUAAACCAGGUGGUUAAUGGAGAUAGCAUGAUCUGUCUGCACCAUGUUAAACCAGGUGGUUAAUUGAGAUAGCAUGAUAUGUCUGCAGCAUGUUAAACCAGGUGGUUAAUGGAGAUAGCGUGAUCUGUCUGCACCAUGUUAAACCAGGUGGUUAAUGGAGAUAGCGUGAUCUGUCUGCACCAUGUUAAACCAGGUGGUUAAUGGAGAUAGCAUGAUAUGUCUGCACCAUGUUAAACCAGGUGGUUUAUGGAGAUAGCAUGAUCGGUCUGCACCAUGUUAAACUAGGUGGUUAAUGGAGAUAGCAUGAUAUGUCUGCAGCAUGUUAAACCAGGUGGUUAAUGGAGAUAGCGUGAUCUGUCUGCACCAUGUUAAACCAGGUGGUUAAUGGAGAUAGCGUGAUCUGUCUGCACCAUGUUAAACCAGGUGGUUAAUGGAGAUAGCAUGAUAUGUCUGCACCAUGUUAAACCAGGUGGUUUAUGGAGAUAGCAUGAUCGGUCUGCACCAUGUUAAACCAGGUGGUUAAUGGAGAUAGCAUGAUCUGUCUGCACCAUGUUAAACCAGGUGGUUAAUGGAGAUAGCAUGAUCUGUAUGCACCAUGUUAAACCAGGUGGUUAAUGGAGAUAGUAUGAUCUGUCUGCACCAUGUUAAACCAGGUGGUUAAUGGAGAUAGUAUGAUCUGUCUGCACCAUGUUAAACCAGGUGGUUAAUGGAGAUAGCAUGAUCUGUCUGCAGCAUGUUAAACCAGGUGGUUAAUGGAGAUAGCAUGAUCUAUCUGCAGCAUGUUAAACCAGGUGGUUAAGGGAGAUAGCAUGAUAUGUCUGCACCAUGUUAAACCAGGUGGUUAAUGGAGAUAGCAUGAUCUGUCUGCACCAUAUUAAACCAGGUGGCUAAUGGAGAUUGCAUGAUCUGUCUGCACCAUGUUAAACCAGGUGGUUAAUGGAGAUAGCAUGAUCUGUCUGCACCAUGUUAAACCAGGUGGUUAAUGGAGAUAGCAUGAUCUAUCUGCAGCAUGUUAAACCAGGUGGUUAAUGGAGAUAGCAUGAUCUGUCUGCACCAUGUUAAACCAGGUGGUUAAUGGAGAUAGCAUGAUCUGUCUGCACCAUGUUAAACCAGGUGGUUAAUGGACAUACCAUGCCUCGGUUGCUGUUUUGUUGUUUUACUACAACAGUAGCUUGUUUCCUACAGAGACCCUGCUGGUAGCAAACGAUAACCAUGUGUUGAAAUAGUACAGUCACUUCCAUGUCCUUUAUUGGUUGGUUUGAGAGGCUGCUACUGUUGUAGUGUUGUGCAGUAUUAACAUGGUGUUGGCUAUGUAGUUUAGACUAGAACUAACAUCCUUAGACAGUAGAGGUAACACUUAUUUGGGGAUUUUAGGAGGAGUAUAUAUAUGUCAUGAGUAAUUUUUAUACAAUGUUUCACUUUGUUUUGCGUGUUAUUGCUAGCCACAGAGAAGUGGCCACUAUGACUGUCUGGCUGACUGACUGUCUGUAUUGAAACAGCUGCUCCACAAUAGAGGAGUUUAUUUAGUUAAGACCCAUCCCCAAACAGUACUGUCUAUAUGGACUGAGAAACAAUGGCUACGGUUUGUCUUGAAGUCAGUGAACCUGUAAACCCGUGCACAGAAAAGCCAAGUCAGUUUUUCUCCGUUCAAAUGAGACCCUUUCAGCCCCACUGAGCAAACCUCUGUCUCUAUUUCUAGUCUCUUCUCUCUGUAGUUUUGCUUGAUAUAUUUAUUACGUUGUCAUAAAAUGGAUGAUAUGCUGUAUCUUCCUCUCAUUGUGAUUGGUCCUCUGAGUUCAUGGGAGGCCAUUUUGAAAUGCAUAAAAGCCUCAUUGUUUUUUUUAUUUAUGUAAAAACCCUGAAGGCCAAAAGCCGAAACACGUUGGUUUUAUUUGCAACAAUAAAGAAGCUUUUUUUAUUUACUUCCAUUGGCCUCCCAAGAGUUGCUGAAUCUCCUCUCGACUUUUCUUCCUCUCCUAACAGGAGACCUGGGUGAAGGGGGAGAUCAGGGAGAUCAGGGACGGCUGGGGAAGACCGGCCCACCAGGACUACCAGGUUCCUGCUUAUAUAUUUUUUAUUGGUUUAAUAUUAGAAUACAUCAUUGAGAGAUUAAAAGGAAGUGGUAUAAAAGCCAUGGAGUUGAUUAAACUCUCCGGCAUGUUCUACUGCUCCUUUUUAAAUUGUUGUCUUGAUUUUUUAAAUGUGUGAUUUGUAAACUAAACUAAACAGAGUUUCCUGACGCUUUUAAACAGAGUAUCUGAACAGAGUUUGCUGAUGGUUUUAAACAGAGUAUCUAAACAGAGUUUCCUGACGCUUUUAUACAGAGUAUCUGAACAGAGUUUCCUGAUGGUUUUAAACAGAGUAUCUAAACAGAGUUUACUGAUGGUUUUAAACAGAGUAUCUAAACAGAGUUUGUUAACAUCUAAGUGAGCUGAGGCGUGUUGUAUACUCCCCAGAGAUUAAGGUAUGUAAACCCCCUCAGUUGAAGGUAAAUGCCUAAAUAAGCCCUCAAUACUCUAGAUUCAGAAGCAGAACAGACUCUAGCGAUCCCCCCAGUCUUUCUAUAUUCAGAAGUAUUACAGACUCUAGCGAUCCCCCCAGUCUUUCUAUAUUCAGAAGUAUUACAGACUCUAGCGAUCCCCCCAGUCUUUCUAGAUUCAGAAGCAACACUGUGUCUGACUCUGAUGUGAGUGAGUGAGGUCGAAUUGGCCCCAGCAGUGAGCUGAGUUACAGCGGAGUAGCCUAGGCCAGCUCCGACAGCCUCUGUGAGCCUGACUCUCUGCUUUUCCUUGAAGGAAGUCACAUCAGAGCAGAGGGAAGCAGACGUGUUAAACGCUUCUACAGGAUGGCGGGUGGCGGGAGCACCAUAUGUGUUCUGCGGGUGGUAGAACUAGGAGGCAGAGAGGCAGGGCCAGGCGCUAAAUUGACUUCUGGCUGGCUGGCCUCUGAAAACAUUCCCUACAUACUACUGUAGUUGACUAAGCUAAGAUUGACUGAAGCCAAAGGGUAAUUGCCUUUAAUUUGUGUAUAUAGCACAACUUUACUUUGCAUGAAAGGGCCACUAAACUAAUCUGCAUCCCAAAUGGCACCAUAUUCCCUAAAUAGUGCACUACUUUUUACCAGGGCACAUAGAGCUCUGGUCAAAAGUAGUGCACUAUGUAGGUAUUGGGAAUAGGGUGUCAUUUGGGCCACUAAACUAAAGUUUACUCAGAACCUUUCCUUACCAUCAGCUGCUGGUGCCUUCAACACCUGGGAGGAGGGGAGUCGUUAGACAACUUAGAACGGUUGGCCUUUGAAAAGGGGGUAGUGAAAUGAGAGAAUGUUAUCUUGAACUUCUGAUUGACGGUUGAACUGGCAAUACAGUUGAAGUCGGGAGUUUACAUACACCUUAGCCAAAUACAUUUAAACUCAGUUUUUCACAAUUCCUGACAUUUAAUCCUAGUAAAAAUUCCCUGUCUUGGGUCAGUUAGGAUCACCACUUUAUUUUAAGAAUGUGAAAUGUCAGAAUAAUAGUAGAGAGAAUGAUUUAUUUCAGCUUUUUUUCUUCACACACUCAAUUAGUAUUUGGUAGCAUUGCCUUUAAAUUGUUUAACUUGGGUCAAAUGUUUCGGGAAGCCUUCCACAAGCUUCCCACAAUAAAUUGGGUGAAUUUUGGCCCAUUCCUCCUGACAGAGCUGGUGUAACUGAGUCAGGUUUGUAGGCCUCCUUGCUCGCACACAAUUUUUCAGUUCUGCCCACACAUUUUCUAUAGGAUUGUACUAUACUUUUGUACCGGUUUCCUCCAGCAUCUUCACAAGGUCCUUUGCUGUUGUUAUGGGACUGAUUUGCACUUUUCGCACCAAAGUACGUUCAUCUCUAGGAGACAGAACGCGUCUCCAUCCUGAGCGGUAUGACAGCCGCGUGGUCCCAUGGUGUUUAUACUUGCGUACUAUUGUUUGUACAGAUGAACGUGGUACCUUCAGGCGUUUAGAAAUUGCUCCCAAGGAUGAACCAGACUUGUGGAGGUCUACAAUUUUUUUUGCUGAGGUCUUGGCUGAUUUCUUUUGAUUUUCCCAUGAUGUCAAGCAAAGAGGCACUGAGUUUGAAGGUAGGCCUUGAAAUACAUCCACAGGUACACCUCCAAUUGACUCAAAUGAUGUCAAUUAGCCUAUCAGAAGCUUCUAAAGCCAAUUUUCUGGAAUUUUCCAAGCUGUUUAAAGGCACAGUCAACUUAGUGUAUGUAAAUUUCUGAGCCACUGGAAUUGUGAUACAGUGAAUUAUAAAUGAAAUAAUCUGUCUGUAAACAAUUGUUGGAAAAAUUACUUGUGUCAUGCACAAAGUAGAUGUCCUAACCGACUUGCCAAAACUAUAGUUUGUAAACAAGAAAUUUGUGGAUUGGUUGAAAAACGAGUUUUAAUGACUCCAACCUAAGUGUAUGUAAACUUCCGACUUCAACUGUAUCAGUGGGAAAAUGUCAAUAAUCAGGGCCCAGAUUCACAAAACCUUCUUAAGAAGACAUUUCUUCUUAACUGCCAUGUUUUCCCUUAACUCUAUAUAGACUUAAGGAGAAAGUUAAGCGAAGUUGCUAUUCCUCAAAAAGGUUCUUGGAAAUGUUCUUGUGCAAUUUCUUACAUUUCUCCUUAAGCAACAAGUUAAGAAGAAAUUAGAUUUUUGACAAAUAAAGUUAUUGGAAAUGUUCUUAAUUCCAAGAUCGCUAAACCCUUGUCUUAAACUAAUGGCAUUGAGAGAAAAAGCGCAUGAAAGCAAUUGAACAUGUUUAAUUCACUCACAAACUUCAUCUGAAAGUUUCAGUAUUGAUUAUUUUAAACCCAAGAACAUGUUUUAGAACAGUAAUCUCAGUAGUAAAUUUGCUAACAUGAUUGCCAUUGCCAGCUAGAUAGCUAGCUAAAUCUAGCAAGCAUCUUAAGAAGAUUUGUAAGAAGAUAUUUGAGAAGUUAGUAGGAAAAUCAAUACAUCUUAAGAUAUUGUUGAGGAAUUGCACGUACGAACUAUCUAUGAACUUCUUAUUUUUUUUCUUAAGAUACUUCUUACGUUUUUUUCGUAAGAAGUGUUUUGUGAAUCUGGGCCCAGGCCUGUAUAGGUAGUGGAUAAUUAAGCAAUAAGGCCAGUAUGAAAAAUGUAUGCACUCACUAACUGUAAGUCGCUCUGGAUAAAAGCGUCUGCUAAAUGACUAAAAUGUAAAUGUAAGGCACAAGAGGCACUGCUGUAUUAUGACUACAGUCACAGGUAAAUGACAUUGUUCGGCCUGACGUGAUAAGGCACUGCCUUGUGUGCCUCGUUGCUUUUAUAAAACUCUUACCAACAUAUUUAAAAUAACAAUGGUUACAUAUUUUCAUUAAAACAUUAUUUUGAUAACUCAAUACAUACAAUUUAAUUAUUCCACCAGAAGACAAAAAUCUGGUUGUUAGUUAUUUUGGUCAUGUUGCUACAGACGUGACCGAGUUGUAAAUUAUUUUUGCAUAGUUGCUAUGCAAAAGGUGUGGUCAUCCGUUGUAAAUAAAAUGGUUGCUAUGCAGGCUGUAUAGAUAACGUUAUUGUCACUUGCUAGCUAGUUAGCCGACUUCAGCUAACUCAGUCACGUCAAACAUUGAACCUGGAAUGACAGUACACUUGCUGCAUUUUCGUUUGUUUGAGCUUUUUUUUCUAUUUGCAUUUACUUGGAUAUGUCCAUGAUAAUGACUUUGAUGGGUGAUUUCGACUGGCUCAGAAAAAGUUGUCUAGUCUCGUCUGGGCACCGUUCACUGUAUGGUACUACAGAGAUCUAAAUUCAAAAGUUAAACAUUGUUUCCGAGAUAGACAGUGAGGCUUAUAUUAACCCCCGCUGUACCAAACUAAAUGCUAGGCUGGAAGCAAGGGGAAAUAAUGUGCGAGUUGGGAUAAAUACAGCAACAUGAACAUGAUAGUUUUAUGGAGGCGCAGUGAUACUUUUCAGAUGGAAGUGUUAUCAGGCAUGGGUGUGUCUGUGACGGCAAAUACAACACGGUUUGGAAUGCUGCCCGUCCAAUCAGCAUCCAGGAUCCAAACAACCUGUUUCAUAAUGACUGUUCCUGACUAAAUCAAACAAUCUCUUCACGUUCAGUCUAUCCUUCUAAAUGUCCCACCUGCUAGAAUGUUCCAUGUUGAGAAAUGUUUCCGUGUGUUAGGAUCUUUUCUUAUCAGAACAUUAUGCUGAAAUUAUUGUGCUGAAAAAUGAGGACUGAGAUACUUGAGCUGAACAUAUGGGAAAGGAAAGGGGGAUACCCAGUCAGUUGUACAACUGAAUGCAUUCAACUGAAAUGUGUCUUCUGCAUUUAACCCAACACCUCUGAAUCAGAGAGGUGUGGAGGGCUGACUUAAUCAGUGGUGGAAAAAGUACCCAAUCGUCAUACUUGAGUAAAAGUAAAGAUAUGUUAAUAGAAAAUGACUCAAGUAAAAGUGAAAGUCACCCAGUAAAAUCCUACAUGAGUAAAAGUCUAAAAGUAUUUGCUUUUCAAAAGUAAAUGUAAUUGAUAAAAUGUACUUAAGUAUCAAAAGUAAAAGUAUAAAUAAUUUUAAAAUCCUUAUAUUAAGCAAACCAGACGGCAUCAUUUUCUUGUUUUUUAUUUAUUUAUAAAUAGCCAGGGGCACACUCCAACACUCAGACAUCAUUUACAAACAAAGCAUUUGUGUUUAUUGAGUCUGCCAGAUCAGAGGCAGUAGAUGACCAGGGAUGUUCUCUUGAUAAGUGCGUGAAUUUGACCAUUUUCCUGUCCUGCUAAGCACUCAUCUACAUUUACAUUUUUAGUCAUUCAAGUUUUAGUCUUCUCCAGAGCGACUUACAGGAGCACUCAAAAUGUAAAGAGAUUUGGAGUCGGGAAGUAUGGGUAAAGACAUUUUUCUUAGGAAUGAGGCAUUAAAGUAAAAGUCUCAAAAAUAAAAUUGUUAAAGUAAAGUACGAUACCAAAAAAGACACUUAAGUAGUAUGUGAUAAAAGCAAUAUUCUAGUAGAAUGGUCAUGUGUAAAGUACAGCUUUGGAAGGUCCUGUCGUAAGAUUAUUUAAAACAAUCAUUGAGAUGAAUAUUGUCAGAUGGAAAGCUUGAGUGUGGGUCCUGGAGAAGUAACGCUACAGCAUUGAAAAGCAAAUUCCACAAAUCCAUGUCACUGAAAGCAAAGCACGCAGAGAAAAAGAGCGAGAGAUCAGACAAGAGAGCAGACAGAGGGAGAGAAACAACCCAAAGAAGAUAGAGAGAGAAAAACAAAAGCAAAGCAAGAAAGCACGAGAGAGAAACAGAGAGAAAGGAAAAGGAGAAAGGGAGAGAGAAAGAGAAAACGAACAAGAAAGCGGAAAGCAACAAGAGACCUCAACGCUCCCCCCCUAAAGAACCACCCUAUCCUAUCACUAUACUAGCAUCACGAACCCCCUCUCCUUCUACCCCCCUCUCCCCCUCUCUCUCCCUCUCACCCUCUCUCUCUCUCACCCUCUCUCUCACCCUCUCGCUCCCCUCGCUCUCUCUCUCUCUCUCUCUUUCUCUCUCUCUCUUUGGCCUUUAGUUACUCUCUUUAAAUUCCAACAAGUAAACCUAACUGCCACACAAAAUCAUAAGAAAACAGCAAUAAAGAAACAGAUAAAAAACUCCCUACCUAUUUACAGUUUUCUUUGGGUGGGCAGUUCACCAGUCUUCUCCUUCCCCUCUCUCAGGUUUGACAGGGGAACUCGGAGGUAAAGGAGAGGUGGGCCGGACGGGGAAGAUGGGUCCUGCUGGAGACAAAGGUAAUCAUUUAGUAAUCAGACUGACUGAGAAAUAUUCUGCUCAUGGAGAAGAAAACUGUUCUGGCUGCAUCUCAGGCCAAUGAUACAGAGGCUGUGUCUCUAAUGCCACCCUAUUCCCGUUAUAGUGCACUACUUUUGACCAUAGGAAUGAUCCUGUUAUAGUGCACUACUUUUGACCAUAGGAAUGGUCAAAAGUAGUGCACUAUACAGGGAAUAGGGUGCCAUUUUGGGUGUAGCCACAGAGACACACUGCCAGACCCAAACUACCUGGGCAAAAUACUUUGAGCAAAGUAUUGAAAGAUUUCAAAUAGUGUUUGAACCCAGGUCUGUCUAGUAGAUGCAUUAACAACCUGAGUGGCCUGCCUGGAGUAUCAGAUGGACAGGGGUUACAGGGUUGGGACUAUUCUAUCUGUCUAUUUAGCCAGGCAAGCUCAAUCAAGCACAGCUAAAGUAUUUACAUAGAUGCCAUUACUACCCCCCCCCCCCCCCCCCCCCCCCCCCCCCCCCCCCCCCACCUCUCCAUAAAACCUGUUUAUGUGUGUGUAUGUGUGUCUUUCUGAGGGGUUAAAAGCAGAAGUCAAAGUUCCGUUGGACCUUGUGUGCAAUUGACCAAUAAAGUGAUCGUAAUCUUCAAAUAACGUCAAAUAGUAUUUGAACUCAGGUCUGCUGGUAGAGAAUUAUUUUCCAUGGUCAUCAAUGUGAUUAGCUUGGAAGGGACUCAUAUUUAGGCGUAAGGAACAUGUGAAAACCCUGUGUACGUCCCAAAUGGCAUCUAUUCCCUAUAUAGUGCACUACUUUUGACCAAAAGUAGUCAAAAGUAGUGCACUAUAUAGGGAAUAGGGUGCCAUUUGGGAUGCUACCCCCCUCUCUGAAGCGACAUGUACGUAUACUUCAAGGCUUAAUCAAGAGUCUGGUCAAUCCUGCCUGUAAUGCUUUGAGAGCCUUACAGAAAUCCAGACCUCACUUAGCAGGCGCAAUAAUGACAUUGUCAACUUAGUAGGUUAAGAUAUGGGCCUAACAAUAACCUAAACAUGUCCACAAUGGGUGAUAUGAAGACAUUAAGCUAGUACCAUUUUUCCAGGUAACUGUGGAAAAACAUAGGUCAUUUUCAUGAAGCUGUAUCAAGUCAAGAGAAAAGCCUUCAAAUCAAUCUCAGUGAAAAUAUCAGAUCCUUGAGCUAUUUUGUGACAUAAUAAUGUGACACCUACACAUUAUUGUACCCCGGUAGUCUAACUGUCAUAAAAACAACCUGUGUUGUGUUUGGAAUAUAAUUACUUCCCCUAAAUUGUCAACUGUCAGUUAGGGGGUAAAACACCUGCUUUAGGGACAGGUUGAAUCACCCUCCUGUCAGUUAGGGGGUAAAACACCUGCUUUAGGGAGGAGGUAAAACACCUGUUUAGGGAGAGGUUGAAUCACCCUCCUGUCAGUUAGGAGGUAAACAACUACUGUAGGGAGAGGUCGAAUCACCCUCCUGUCAGUUAGGGGGUAAAACACCUACUCUGGGGAGAGGUCGAAUCACCCUCCAGCCACAUCUCUUCUCUGUGAAGUGAAGCACUGUGGCGUGCUGCUGUCUAGUGGUGAUAUCUUUCCACUGCAAAUAGUUUUCAUCCUGAAGCAGAGAUCUACUCAGCAAAAUGGAUAUGGCUGGUCGCUAUCCUUACUGGGCUAUGCUGCUGUCCCUUAUAUGUAGUCUAACUGUACAUGUUAAUUCCAGGGGACGCGGGAGAAGCAGGAGUUGAAGGACCCUCUGGACUGAAAGGGAAAGCAGGUGGACUCAUUUAUUAUUCAGCCUCAUUCUUUGUUCUUGUAUGUUUCCAAACCAAUGGAGAUACAGUGAGGGAAAAAAGUAUUUGAUCCCCUGCUGAUUUUGUACGUUUGCCAACUGACAAAGACAUGAUCAGUCUAUAAUUUUUAAUGGUAGGUUUAUUUGAACAGUGAGAGACAGAAUAACAACAAAAAAAUCCAGAAAAACGCAUGUCAAAGAUGUUAUACAUUUUUUUGCAUUUUAAUGUGGGAAAUAAGUAUUUGACACCUCUGCAAAACAUGACUUAGUACUUGGUGGCAAAACCCUUGUUGGCAAUCACAGAGGUCAGACGUUUCUUGUAGUUGGCCACCAGGUUUUCACACAUCUCAGGAGGGAUUUUGUCCCACUCCUCUUUGCAGAUCUUCUCCAAGUCAUUAAGGUUUUGAGGCUGACGCUUGGCAACUCGAACCUUCAGCUCCCUCCACAGAUUUUGGGAUUAAGGUCUGGAGACUGGCUAGGCCACUCCAGGACCUUAAUGUGCUUCUUCUUGAGCCACUCCUUUGUUUCCUUGGCCGUGUGUUUUGGGUCAUUGUCAUGCUGGAAUACCCAUCCACAACCCAUUUUCAAUGCCCUGGCUGAGGGAAGGAGGUUCUCACCCAAGAUUUGACGGCCCUGUCCAUCGUCCCUUUGAUGCAGUGAAGUUGUCCUGUCCCCUUAGCAGAAAAACACCCCCAAAGCAUAAUGUUUCCACCUCCAUGUUUGACGGUGGGGAUGGUGUUCUUGGGGUCAUAGGCAGCAUUCCUCCUCCUCCAAACACGGUGAGUUGAGUUGAUGCCAAAGAGCUCGAUUUUGGUCUCAUCUGACCACAACACUUUCACCCAGUUCUCCUCUGAAUCAUUCAGAUGUUCAUUGGCAAACUUCAGACGGGCCUAUACAGUGGGGAAAAAAAGUAUUUAGUCAGCCACCAAUUGUGCAAGUUCUCCCACUUAAAAAGAUGAGAGAGGCCUGUAAUUUUCAUCAUAGGUACACGUCAACUAUGACAGACAAAAUGAGAAAAAAAAAUCCAGAAAAUCACAUUGUAGGAUUUUUAAUGAAUUUAUUGGCAUAUGAUUGUGGAAAAUAAGUAUUUGGUCAAUAACAAAAGUUUCUCAAUACUUUGUUAUAUACCCUUUGUUGGCAAUGACACAGGUCAAACGUUUUCUGUAAGUCUUCACAAGGUUUUCACACACUGUUGCUGGUAUUCUGGCCCAUUCCUCCAUGCAGAUCUCCUCUGGAGAAGUGAUGUUUUGGGGCUGUCGCUGGGCAACACAGACUUUCAACUCCCUCCAAAGAUUUUCUAUGGGGUUGAGAUCUGGAGACUGGCUAGGCCACUCCAGGACCUUGAAAUGCUUCUUACGAAGCCACUCCUUCGUUGCCCGGGCUGUGUGUUUGGGAUCAUUGUCAUGCUGAAAGACCCAGCCACGUUUCAUCUUCAAUUACCUUGCUGAUGGAAGGAGGGUUUCACUCAAAAUCUCACGAUACAUGGCCCCAUUCAUUCUUUCCUUUACACGGAUCAGUCGUCCUGGUCCCUUUGCAGAAAAACAGCCCCAAAGCAUGAUGUUUCCAACCCCAUGCUUCACAGUAGGUAUGGUGUUCUUUGGAUGCAACUCAGCAUUCUUUGUCCUCCAAACAUGACGAGUUGAGUUUUUACCAAAAAUUUAUAUUUUGGUUUCAUCUGACCAUAUGACAUUCUCCCAAUCCUCUUCUGGAUCAUCCAAAUGCACUUCAGACGGGCCUGGACAUGUACUGGCUUAAGCAGGGGGACACGUCUCUCACUGCAGGAUUUGAGUCCCUGGCGGCGUAGUGUGUUACUGAUGGUAGGCUUUGUUACUUUGGUCCCAGCUCUCUGCAGGUCAUUCACUAGGUCCCCCCGUGUGGUUCUGGGAUUUUUGCUCACCGUUCUUGUGAUCAUUUUGACCCCACGGGGUGAGAUCUUGCGUGGAGCCCCAGAUCGAGGGAGAUUAUCAGUGGUCUUGUAUGUCUUCCAUUUCCUAAUAAUUGCUCCCACAGUUGAUUUAUUCAAACCAAGCUGCUUACCUAUUGCAGAUUCAGUCUUCCCAGCCUGGUGCAGGUCUACAAUUUUGUUUUUGGUGUCCUUUGACAGCUCUUUGGUCUUGGCCAUUGUGGAGUUUGGAGUGUGACUGUUUGAGGUUGUGGACAGGUGUCUUUUAUACUGAUAACAAGUUCAAACAGGUGCCAUUAAUACAGGUAACGAGUGGAGGACAGAGGAGCCUCUUAAAGAAGAAGUUACAGGUCUGUGAGAGCCAGAAAUCUUGCUUGUUUGUAGGUGACCAAAUACUUAUUUUCCACCAUAAUUUGCAAAUAAAUUCAUUAAAAAUCCUACAAUGGGAUUUUCUGGAUUUUUUUUUCUCAAUUUGUCUGUCAUAGUUGACGUGUACCUAUGAUGAAAAUUACAGGCCUCUCUCAUCUUUUUAAGUGGGAGAACUUGCACAAUUGGUGGCUGACUAAAUACUUUUUUUCCCCACUGUAUAUGUGCUUUCUUGAGCAGGGGGACCUUGCGGGCGCUGCAGGAUUUCAGUCCUUCACGGCGUAGUGUGUUACCAAUUGUUUUCUUGGUGACUAUGGUCCCAGCUGCCUUGAGAUCAUUGACAAGAUCCUCCCGUGUAGUUCUGGGCUGAUUCCUCACCGUUCUCAUGAUCAUUGCAACUCCACGAGGUGAGAUCUUGCAUGGAGCCCCAGGCCGAGGGAGAUUGACAGGUCUUUUGUGUUUCUUCCAUUUGCGAAUAAUCGCACCAACUGUUGUCACCUUCUCACCAAGCUGCUUGGCGAUGGUCUUGUAGCCCAUUCCAGCCUUGUGUAGGUCUACAAUCUUGUCCCUGACAUCCUUGGAGAGCUCUUUGGUCUUGGCCAUGGUGUAGAGUUUGGAAUCUGAUUGAUUGAUUGCUUCUGUGGACAGGUGUAUUUUAUACAGGUAACAAGCUGAGAUUAGGAACACUCCCUUUAAGAGUGUGCUCCUAAUAUCAGCUCGUUACCUGUAUAAAAGACACCUGGGAGCCAGAAAUCUUUCUGAUUGAGAGGGGGUUAAAUACUUAUUUCCCUCAUUAAAAUGCAAAUCAAUUUAUAACAUUUUUGACAUGCAUUUUUCUGGAUUUUUUGUUGUUGUUAUUCUGUCUCUCACUUUUCAAAUAAUCCUACCAUUAAAAUUAUAGACUGAUCAUUUCUUUGUCAGUGGGCAAACGUACAAAAUCAGCAGGGGAUCAAAUACUUUUUUUCCCUCAACUGUAGCACCUCCAAGUCACUAGCACACAAUGUUGUGUCUUCACAUUCUGGAGUGGGCUAGAGUUGCAAAAAGGGUUUUCCUGAAAGAUAAUGGUGUUUAUUGUAAGACACUGCUGUAGCUGACGACAUGGAUGUCUGACAGGAACAACGUGUGACUGUGGGAGGUACAGGAAGGUAGUUGGACAGAUGGACGUCAAUGUCAGAAAGCUGAAGAAUGCAGUCAAGUUUGUGAAAAAUGGUAAGUCAUUUUAUUCUGCUUAAAUCAUCAUUAUUAGGUCAGAUCAUUAGAAAACAAUUAAACUAAUCUAAGUAAUCUAAGAAAAUCUCAGCCAAUGUUUAGCCCAGUGUAAAUCAAACUGGCAUUCUACAACACAUAAAAUAGUGUUUUGACUUGGAUUGAAUGAAUAAGGAGUUUUUACUGAUAUUGGAUUGAAUGAAUAAGGAGUUUUGACUGAUAUUGGAUUGAAUGAAUAAGGAGUUUUGAUUGAUAUUGGAUUGAAUGAAUAAGGAGUUUUGACUGAUAUUGGAUUGAAUGAAUAAGGAGUUUUGACUGAUACUGGGUUGAAUGAAUAAGGAGUUUUGACUGAUAUUGGAUUGAAUGAAUAAGGAGUUUUGACUGAUAUUGGAUUGAAUGAAUAAGGAGUUUUGACUGAUAUUAGAUUGAAUGAAUAAGGAGUUUUGACUGAUAUUGGAUUAAAUGAAUAAGGAGUUUUGACUGAUAUUGGAUUGAAUGAAUAAGGAGUUUUGACUGAUAUUGGAUUGAAUGAAUAAGGAGUUUUGACUGAUAUUGGAUUGAAUGAAUAAGGAGUUUUGACUGAUAUUGGAUUGAAUGAAUAAGGAGUUUUGACUGAUAUUGGAUUGAAUGAAUAAGGAGUUUUGACUGAUAUUGGAUUGAAUGAAUAAGGAGUUGACUCCAACUUAUUACAUCUCAUAUGUCAUAUUCAGUCAUUUUAGGCAUCAAGGAAACAGAGGAUACAUUUUACCUGAUUGUGAAAGAGGCCAGAAAGUACAGAGAGGCUCUGAUGAACUGUAAACUGAGGGGCGGUAUACUCGCCAUGCCCAAAACAACAGACACCAACACCCUGAUAGCAGACUACGUCACCCAGGCUGGCCUUACCCGGGUCUUCAUUGGGCUGCAGGCUGAGCAGAAGGGGGGAGGGCCUGUCUAUGCAGACCUGACCCCAGUGAGGAACUAUACAGCCUGGGGCCUAGAGGAGCCAUCAGGGGCCCCUACCAACACCAGCUGUGUGGAGAUGAUCAGCACAGGUACGUCAAGACAUUUUAACAUUUAAUCACUACGAUUGACUAGUCCUAAUUCUAAUUCUAGAUAUCAAAAGGGGCAAAACUGAAGUGGCACCCUAUUCCCUGGCCUAUAGAGUCCACUACUCUGGUCAAAUGUAGUGCGCUAGGCUAGGGCAAUAGGGUGCCACUUUAGACACAACCAGUAAAUACAUUUGGACUAGUACCAUUUCUGAGUCAAGAUAUCGGCCGCGUUCCCCUGCUCAGACGUUGCAUGCAUCAACCAAUGGUUGCGUGCCACGUCAUCGACUGUGCCGUCUGGCACCAGGUUGCUAUGACACACGACGUGGUUAAAGCUGAUACAUAAAAUACCUAUCCAGGUGUUGUGAGACCUGGAAUGCGUCGGCAAAACAUCUGAGCAGGGGAACGCGACCAUCAACACUUCCAUUUGGACGAGUCCUCCUGAUUGUAAUCACCCACAGGCACCUGGAACCAGGUGGAGUGUGACGCCACCAUGUACUACGUGUGUGAGUUCAAGAAGAGCAGGAGAGGUCUCGCCACCGUGCUGUGAUGUCAUCAAGAAAUUCCAGUGGGAGUCGGUCGAAGGUUGUUGAUGUGGACAUUAGACCUUUAUACUAAGACAGAAACCAAUAGUACUUUAGUUUAUAGAUAAACAUGUAGCCUAUAGUAACUAGACAAAGGUCAUUGAUACAACCUAGCCUACUCGUUGUAAUGAGAUAUUAACUAGAGAUAAAAGUUGGUAUCCCUUUUGACACUUGAACCUUUUUAUAUUUGGGAUAGCAUAUGAAACCUUUCCUUUCUGUAAUAAACACCAUACAAAAUCAAC